Pedinophyceae sp. YPF-701 is the source of this 663-nucleotide messenger RNA. The record is from the annotation of a GenBank genome assembly. NCBI's taxonomy places the organism in Eukaryota, Viridiplantae, Chlorophyta, Pedinophyceae.
AUGGAGGGGAUGAUGCAGCAGAUGAUGGAGGGGGCCGUGCUGCAGGCAGCACAGGCUAUGGAGGAGCAGCUAGACCAGCAGAUCGCGAAGCUCGACAACAUGGGCGAGGACGACAUCGAAGCGGUCCGGCGGCGCCGGAUCGCCGAGAUGAAGAAGAUGGAGGAGAAGAAGGCGCUCUGGCGGCAGCGAGGUCACGGUUCGUACGGCGAGGUGGCUGUGGAGAAGGACUUCUUCUCGGAGGUGAAGGGCGAGGACCGGGCGGUGGUGCACUUCUACAGGCCGAACAACUUCGCGUGUGCCGCGCUGGACCGGCACCUCGACGCGCUGGCGAAGCAACACAUCGAGACGAAGUUCUUCAAAGUCAACGCGGAGAAGUCCCCGUACCUGUCCGAGAAGCUCUCCAUCCAGAUUCUUCCGUCGAUUGCGUUGGUGAAGAAGGAGAAGGUGACGGGGUGGAUCGUGGGGUUGGACGAGUUUGGGGGCACGUACGACUUCCCGACCAAGGUGCUGGCGGCGCGGUUGGCGCAGGACGGGCUGAUCGACUGGAAGGACGACGACUACGACAGCCGGCCGGUGGAGCACCGGAACCGGAACAUCAGGAAGGGCGGCGGCGACAACGGCAUCGCGCCGGCCUCGGACGACGAAGACAGCGACUUCGAGUGA